AUGACGACUGUUCCAAUCUUGAAAAGAUCCGCCAAGGAGCUCUACCCCCUGAUAAUCCAGUCCUUAUCUGACCAAAAAACGACCAGAUACUUUGAUAAUUCGUGGACCUUCGCUCAGCUUGAUGAAUGGAGAAAUGCAGACUUGCCAGGAAUAUUAAAAGCAAGAUACGACGAAGAAGGCGAAACUUGGCUAACUAAAGAUGAAUUGAUCUUGCUAAUGGACUGGAAACUUGCAAAGGGCAAAUUCAGACCUACCUUGCCCAAGUUAAUUCGCCAAAAUGAAGCUGCUCAAGUGGAACUGAUCACUAGAUCUGCGUUCAAAACAUUACUUAACUAUCUCCAGAACAAGUCGUUCCCAUUUACAGAUUCCGAUAAGAAAUUAUACAUAUCUACGGUGAAAGACGCUACUAAGAAAGCUUCUGAACUACGUGGAGUGGGUCCAGCUACGGCCAGCUUGAUACUCUCAUUGGCGGAGCCCAUCCUGAGCUUGGCACCACCCUUUUUGAGUGAUGAGAGUUUCAUAUACUUUGUGCUUGAACCAACCAGGCCAGACACCAAAAUUAAGUAUAACUUGAAGGAAUAUACUGAUGAAUAUUUGCCGGCCAUUUUUGACAUUCUAGAUGGAAACAACAACAAUAAGGAGCAAAGUUUAGUGGAGCUUGAGAAGGGUGCUUGGUCUUUGAAGUUCUAUGAUAUGGGAAAGAUAGACAUUACGGCCGAUAUCGAGCUACCAUUCAAAGUAGAGAAAGAUGUUUUAUUCAAGUACAUCAAGGUUGAGCCAAAAAGUGGGAAGGUAGUUAAAGAAGAAGAAGAUAAAAAGAGAAAGCACGUUAAGGUAGAAAGCGAUCAGGUCAAGAAGCGUAAGAAGAAUUGA
Molecule: messenger RNA, 873 nt
Organism: Dujonia railenensis
Lineage: Eukaryota; Fungi; Ascomycota; Pichiomycetes; Serinales; Debaryomycetaceae
Source: the annotation of a GenBank genome assembly